CCUCUUCACAUCUGUCGCUAGAUGUAGUAAACAAUCAAUGAAUGGUGAAAGAAAAGCAUUCGACGUGGACAAAUUGAGCCUUGCGUCAUUUGUUUUAGUGGUUUAAAGACACACAAGCUUUAGUAGUACAUAUUAGCUUACAUAAAAGCCGAAGUAAAGAAUAGACUGAUAAAACAACGUUAAUAUGUGUGGCAUUUUUGCUUACAUUAAUUACCUGGUUCCAAGGGACCGGAAGUACAUCUUAGACUGUCUUAUAAAGGGUCUUCAACGUCUGGAGUACAGAGGUUAUGAUUCCGCAGGAAUCGCAUUUGAUGGCAGUAACGAUGAUCCAGCUCUUAUUAAAAAGCCAGAAACUAAGAUCGUCAAGAAAAAGGGCAAAGUGAAUGCGCUUGAACAGGAGUUGGCCGCUGAAAAAGAUUUGAAGCUUGACAUUGAGUAUGAGGUGCAUUGUGGGAUUGCGCAUACUCGCUGGGCCACCCAUGGAGCCCCGAAUGCCGUCAACAGUCAUCCUCAACGAUCUGAUUCAAAUAAUGAAUUUGUUGUUGUUCACAAUGGUAUUGUUACAAACUACAAAGACAUCAAGAAACUGCUGGAGGGCAAAGAUUUCCAUUUUGAGUCUGAUACCGACACUGAAGUGAUCGCAAAGCUCUGCAAGUAUUUGUAUGACAACCGCGAGAACGAUGACAUGUCCUUCAGGGAACUCAUUGAAAACGUCAUAAUUCAGCUGGAGGGUGCCUUCGCCUUGUGUUUCAAAAGUACUCACUUUCCUGGCCAGUGUGUUGGAACCCGUAGAGGAAGCCCUCUAUUAAUUGGUGUCAAGACCAAAGGCAACCUCUCUAGCAACUUUGUGCCAAUUCUUUAUCGUGAUAAUAGAGGAAUAGAUUUCCAAGACAAUGGGAACUAUGAUGAAGCUAAAGAAACGGAGAACACCACGAAACAAGACAAUGAAAGUAAUUGUUCAGCUGAGGACUCGAGUGUAUUCAAGCGUAGCCUUAGCACAACAGACUUUGAAGUAAGCGGUGACAUCAAGGCAGCAGAAUACUACUUUGCGAGUGAUGCUAGUGCAAUUAUCGAGCACACAAAGCGUGUUAUCUACCUUGAAGAUGAUGAUGUUGCUGCUGUCAUGGAUGGUUGUCUAUCAAUCCAUCGAAUAAAGAAGGAGGAAGGUGAGGUGAUGUCAAGAGAGGUACAGACACUAAAGAUGGAGCUUCAACAAAUCAUGAAAGGUAAUUACCAAUAUUUCAUGCAGAAGGAGAUUUUUGAGCAGCCAGAAAGUGUUAUCAAUACCAUGAGAGGGCGAGUCAACUUCAAAGAAAAACAAGUAUACCUUGGAGGAUUGAAGGAUCAUCUUUCAGAAAUUCACCGAUGUCGUCGUCUGCUGUUCAUAGCUUGUGGAACCAGCUACCACUCAGCCAUAGCUACACGUCAGCUACUGGAGGAACUGACUGAACUACCGGUCGUUGUUGAACUUGCUAGCGAUUUUCUGGACAGGAGGACUCCAAUUUUCAGAGAUGACAUAUGUUUCUUCAUCAGUCAAUCUGGUGAAACUGCUGACACAUUGAAUGCACUGCGUUACUGCAAAAAGCGAGGAGCUCUCACAAUUGGUAUUACAAAUACUGUUGGUAGUUCCAUCUCGCGCGAGACAAACUGUGGCGUUCACAUCAACGCUGGUCCUGAGAUCGGUGUUGCCAGUACAAAGGCCUACACCAGUCAGUUUAUCUCUCUAGUCAUGUUUGGUCUGGUCAUGAACCAGGAUAAAAUUUCCACAAGAAGCAGAAGAAAUGAAAUCAUUGAAGCUCUAGAAAACCUACCAAAACUCAUUAAAGAAGUACUUGAAAUGGAUGAAGAUAUCAAGAAGCUAGCAGAAGAUCUGUACAAGAAAAGAAGUAUCUUGCUUAUGGGACGUGGAUUCAACUACGCAACAUGCUUAGAGGGUGCUCUCAAAAUUAAAGAGCUGACUUACCUGCACUCUGAAGGUAUUCUUGCUGGAGAGUUAAAGCAUGGACCCCUAGCCCUGGUGGACCAAGACAUGCCAGUCGUCAUGAUCAUUAUGAAGGACUCAAUGUAUACUAAAUGCCAAAAUGCACUACAUGAAGUCACUGCCAGAGGGUGCUCUCCAAUUUUGAUCUGCCAAAAGGGUGAUAAAGAAUCGCAGGCUAAGGCGUCGCAUGUCAUUGAACUGCCUGGCACCGUUGAUUGUCUGCAGGGAAUUCUCUGCGUGAUUCCUCUUCAGCUCCUUGCAUUCCACACAGCUGUUCUCCGAGGAUACAAUGUUGAUUAUCCACGAAAUCUUGCAAAAUCUGUGACGGUAGAAUAAACGAGGUACAUCGUACAGUAUUACAUAGCCUAUAAGGAGGUAGGCCUGAUGGUAUCUUGUAAUAGCCAGCCGCAAUCUGAAGGAUGAUUUAUGACAAAAGAGGUGCUGUACAUAUUAAAAUAAAUACAAUACUUAUUUACAUAUUGGAUUUAAUUUCCAUGAUACCAUGGAUUGGCAUUUUUUUUAUCAAAAUUAUUGAUACUUAUCCCUCAUGAAUAUUUGAUACUCCAACAGUUACCACUGCUUCUGUUUUAAGGUCAAUACAAGGGUAAAAGGUCACAGCAUCUUAAAUUUAAUGGUGUAUCUUAAAGAUAUCUGCAAUGUUUGAAAGUAUAAAAUGAAAGGUCAUGUUUUAUAUGGCAAUGCUGAUUGGUUGGUUAUGUCAUGUGAUGUAAUUUCCCUUAUUGGGGUCAAGUAUUAUGAAUUCUAUUUGGACAAAUUUUCAAUUUUGUAGUAUUAGGAAAAAUAUUCAUUUUUGAUAUAAUUUAUUUAUUUAGCAAUUCGCUUAGCUACUACUUGAAUCAAAUCGUUUAAUGAUUUGAAAAUUUAUAUACCAAAUUGGUACAAGAAUUGUACAAUUAGGGAACUGGGUGACCUAUCCUAAAUUUUUAGGAACUCAAGGAAUAUAUAGUCUUGUUUAUUGUACAGGUCAAUGAUUUAUAAAAUCAAUACAUAUUUUCUUUCUGAUUUCUUCGAAUAAUUGUAGUUAUUUAAGAAUAUAUCAGCUUUUAAUAAGAAUAUAUAUUAUUGGUACUGAUGAAAUUUUUAUAGAAAAUUGAUUGAAGUUGAUGUAUAUGGUUUUUUUUUUCACAACCAAUUUUGAGAUUUUCUUAAUCAUAUUAUUGGUCUUCCAAUACUGUAUUUGCACAUAUAUAAAUCUAGAGGUGGCAAAAGGGGUCUAGCUUCCCUAUGAGCACUCCUCUUGUAUUGUCCUGUGAAAAAGACAAAUUAUCUUGAAUAUAAAACUAAUGAAUUUUCAAAUAAGUUAAGUUAAGUUAAAUAAGUUUUAUAUUUUUAAGCACAAUAAAUCUUCAAAUUGAUUGGGACCAAAAUAUUUUUGCAGGCUUUGAGUCGUCUCGACCAUUGCACAGUUUACAGUACUAUCAUAAGGAGUACAAAUUCAUAUUUGCUUUUAUCACUGUACUAUCAAUGCUCCCUGUCAGCUGGUCAUAGGUUGCAUCAUGUGCAGAAAAAUAAAAUUGUUGUUUUAGAAUUAAAUCUCAUUAAACCAGGGUUGGCCUGGGUUACUCUAUGCAGAGAAAAAAGUUAAUGCCAGGCUCUGGAGGGUAACAAAUUAUGUUAUGUUGUACAAAUGAAGCUCUGUCUUGGAAAUGUGAUAUGGUUAAUAAUAUUACAUGGCUAAUAAGUUACAGGUUUUUGAAUAUUGUUGUAAAACGGGUAUUAUUUCCCCCUCCAGAGCCUAGUUCUUGGGGGAACUGUGUGUAUUUAAUGAUCAUUCUGUAUUUAUUUACAUAAAUAAUAAAUAAUUUUAAAUGCAGAAGAAACCAAAUCAGUUAUUCAAUUCUUCAAUUUAUUAAAAUAAUGCGAUAUGAGCCAACAUCACCUUGUGCAAAUUCAUUAGCAAGUUCUAUAUCGAAGACAAUUAAUUUGGGACUAUAUAUGCUAAUUAUCUAUGACAUAACAAAACCUGCAGUAGAGUAAAAUACCGUUAAUAGUGUUUGUUUCCGAAGGGUCAGACCACUUUCUGCGAUGACGGAUUCUAAGUUGGCUUCAUGUCCCAGAUGAAUGAAAUCAAUUUAAUUACGCAUGGGCAUAUGCGAACUAUCCCAGAUUACUAGUCUCGGACAUUAUUGCUAUUAGUUCACAUCAAGCCAAGCAUACAAAUACACCAUCAACAGAUGUUUGAUUGGAGUGAUGACAUACAUCAUCUAGAUUUCAACAGACAUAGGAAGACAUUAAUUGAUCAGAUAUCUUAAACAAGCUUAUAAUAAGUCAAAUCAAACAUCUUUUUAACCUAAUAGAUGGAACUUUCUAUUGACUAUGAUUGAUCAAGUAUGCAUGGUUUUACCCUGUAGGUUUUUAAAUUUAUAUUUAUUACAGUUUCAUUUGCUAUCAAUUAAAAUGCUAUGAAUUAAAAUGUUGUCAUUUACAGUAUUUUAAUUAUGUAAAAUGAAUUGUUAAAAUGGUAGUACUGAACAAAAUGAAUUCUGGAUUUCAAUAUGUGUAUGAAGUGGGUACAAUAUUAUCAUGUCUUCAUAAAAAAAAUUUAAUUAAAAUAAUAUUGAACUACA
Molecule: messenger RNA, 4569 nt
Organism: Anneissia japonica
Lineage: Eukaryota; Metazoa; Echinodermata; Crinoidea; Comatulida; Comatulidae
Product: glutamine--fructose-6-phosphate aminotransferase [isomerizing] 2-like
Biological process (GO): protein N-linked glycosylation; carbohydrate derivative biosynthetic process; fructose 6-phosphate metabolic process
Molecular function (GO): L-glutamine:D-fructose-6-phosphate transaminase (isomerizing) activity; carbohydrate derivative binding
Source: RefSeq, a predicted model, not a curated record